GGAUCCCGCCUACAGGCACAUUUGUGAUACUUUAGCUGCGUCCGAAUUGCCAAGUAGUAGUCGAAGUAGUAGUCGAAGUAGUAUCUAGCAUGUCCGAAUUGGCCACCGGAGCGAGUAGCAUGCUACUUCAGAUACUACUUCAGAUGCUAGACACGCCCACAUUGUAGGUUGGUCUCGGUGCAUCCUACGGGCAUGCUACUGACCCAAAAUGCACCGCGGGCUUCUUCUUCGUCCUCUUAAAAGUUGUAGAAGCGCAUGUGAUGCUAGCGCCACCAGCUGCUCUGCCUAUUUAAAAGUGUCGCGAACGCCGGCUGGCCACAGUAGCGCGCACCAUGUCGGAGCAGCAGCAGCAGGCGGGACAGUACAGAUGUAAGUUUCAUGUAACUUCACACACUGUCCUAAAAAAUGUGCGGUUGUAUCUCUUUGUCAUGUCAUGGUGUCAUAUUUGCCCAAGUAAUCAUUUUAUGAGCAAGUGGCGACAUCAUGGAGGUAAAGCUCACUUAUUCCAUCAUUAAACUGCACAGCUGCAGCACUACAGCCAGGCCCGCAGAUGAGGGGCUUCAGUUACCACUGUCUGCACGGGCGCAGUACCUACUCUCUGCCUGCGGGGGUCGUCUUUCCCCACCGCUCGUCUAGUGUGUCCGAAUUGGGCCAACGUUUUUAGUAUGUAGGAGUAGGAUCUAGCAGUAGCACGUAGCAGUAGCAUGUAGUAUCCAAGCGGGCAGUUCGGACGCAGCAUUAGAGUAUAAAGUGUUGAACCAGCUUUUUAAUGUGAGGGUCUUAUUCUAGGAUAAUAAUAAUAACUUUAUAUGUAUAGCGCUUUUAAAAAACAGUUGUUUACAAAGUGCUUUGACAUAUAGUCAUAGAGCACAUGUAAAAAAUACAAAUAAAAACAAAAAGCUCAAUAAAACAGAAUUGAAGGCCAUUUUCAUGUCAUAUGGAACCCAGACAAUACAAGAACCAUGCAACAUAAAAUGAGACCAUGCGGACCAAAAUAAAAAACAUAGAAUAGUUAAGAAAAAAGGAAAAUUCAGUUAAAAGGGAGGACGAAAGCGAAAAGUAUAAUAUAAUAUAAUAUAAAGUACAAGUAUAACAAAAGUUAAAAAGACAGUAAGGCCGAAAUAAGACAUUUACUAUCCUUGAAUAAGACCCUCGCACAUUCUCUUUUUUUUUUUAUUCAUGUUCUUUUGUUAAUCUAAAAAGAUGGUUCAACACUUUAUGCUCUAAGUAUCACCAAUGUGCUUUCAUGUUUAUAUUUUGACGAAAAAUAAAACGUUUCCAAAAAAAAAAACGUUAUCAUGGCAACUUCUAUAGCAGCUGUGGCUCAUACCUACGAUGACAUUUUGUACGAGCUUCAUACAGAAAAAUGUUUUUUAAAGAGUAGAAAUUGCAGAAACUGUCCCACUUUACCCCCAAGUGAAUUAAAAUUUAAGUUUCAAUAUUUUUUUUUCUUUUGUGAUCAUAGACCAACAUGGCGGAAAUGAUUUGUCAUGGCAACCAGGUGAGCGGCAAGUGCCAGGGACACCUGUUAACCAAUAACGUCAUACAAGGAAGUCAUUUCUAUUUUUCUCGAAGGCUGUGUUAUUACUGGGGUUUGAGGUCGUUCUUCACUCUUUCGGUCUUUAUCGGUCUGGAUAACCUACAACAAAAGUAAACAUUAAACAAAAUUCUGUGAGACAGCGUACACUGCUGUGUGAGUGUCUUGUCUGGUCGAACUCCGUACCCGGAAGAAAGCAAACAACUCCGCAGGUGAGCAAAUUAUGUCAAAAAUACUAUUUUACAAACUGUUUGCGAACGAAUAAGCGUGUUUGAGACAGCUGUUUAUGAAUAUGCUAUCGUCAUUUUAACAUUUCAAUCUACAUUUAUCAAUGUAAUCAGUAAAUGAAGGGUUUCGUGGUGGCUCUAUAAUAACGGAUUAACUUGGGCGCAGUUUAACGGUGACCUGGAUUCAGGUGUAUUCUGUUUGCUGUGUGUAAAUUAUUCUGAAGUUGUGAUAUAAAAUGAUACCUAAUAAGUUACUUUAUUGUCAUUUCAAACAAAUAGACAUAAUAAGACCUGUAGCUUUAACCAUCCCUGUUUCUAAAGUUCAUGUUACAUAGUGUGGGAACAGGUGUUCUAGUCCACAGGUGUGCUGUUCAGUGAGAUCCAAGAAACUUAUCCAAAGUUUAGAAGGCAAGUAACGGCCUCAUUACAAAAUGCAAAAUCCUCUCAGAUAGUGAUCUGGGUGGACGGAUGGAUGAAUUCUAUUUUUUUUCUGUUGAACCAUGGUUAGAUAUUCACAAGUCUGUGCCAAAGACAAAACUCACAUCCAUGUGGGAACCCAUCAUACACCACUGCUGAGUACCAAAACUGGAGUACAUACCACCAACCUUUUGUUUGAUGUUUUAAUGAUCAGAGUCCAUGUGCUCCUGUGUUUUUAGGAGCAGACAGAAGCAUGGCUGAGGAUCAGUUCAAUGAUGUGGUUUCCAGACUGCAGUCAAAGCAGUUCUUCCAGUCUGACUGGGACAUUGUGUCUUUUGCAGUCUUCUUUAUAUUCAUUGGUAAGUGAUGGAGCAUUGAAAGGAAAUAUGCACAUUUGUGGUUACUAGAGGUAUAAAUUUGUUCUAGUCAAUCAUUUUUUUAUCCAUAUCUGACAAAUACAUGGUCUGCUGCCUCACUGUUGAUGUGAUGUGUACAUGAUACCAGGUAUGGUACUGCUGCUGGUGAUUCUGGUCCUCAUCCGCUGUUGCUGCUGCUGCUGCUGUGAUCAUGAAAAGGUAUUUUAUUAUUUAUUUUCAGGUUUGGUUAGGUAAAUUAAAUGAAGGACACAUCUACUGAGUCACGGUGUUCUUGGACUGAGUAGUCUCACUAUCUCUUUCUCUUUCUCUACAGCCUCGAAGGCGGAGGGUUGGCAUUGAAAAUCUGGGUCUGGAACCCUGACUCUGAUCAAAUACUGCCGAGGCAAAUGAGAGCAGAACCUCUUAGUUGACCGCUGUGCCAAUGAAAAAGAAGUUAUAAUUUAGAGUAACCAGUUGGUAACUGACUAAUCAACCACAUAUAAUGAAAGGGCAGUCAUCAGCCUUUUGCCAUUUAGUACUAAGCUGCAAAGUAAUGGAAAUAGAGCGCCUGACUGUCACUCUAGAGUGAGUUUUAUUGCCUUAAAUACCACAGGGGCUGGAACUCCCUGGGUUUUACAGCUUUGUAGAUUUUAAUAGCACUUCCUCUUGUCUUGUUUGCUGAAAGGAUUUUAAUGUUUCAGUGUUUUACAUGUAAUAAAGACAACAAAACUAAACUUUCAGUGUGUAUACUAAUCCUCAUAAUGCCAUGCAUAUUUGCUUAAUACUUAACGCAAAAAAUAAAAAAUUCUGUAGGGACAAAGUACAUAAUACAAGUUUUUAUAGGAAAACAGGAGAUAGAUGUGAUUCAGAGGACAGCAGGAGGGUUUACAGCCUCAUAAAAGGCAGUAAAUUGUUGCAACUCCUCCAGCAUGCUUACUGAAACACUUGUGAAUACUUCUCCUUCAUCCACUCCAUCCAUAAGCCUAGCCAGUUAUGAAGGCAACUUGUGAGGAUUAAGGUUUUAAACCUUCACUAGAUCCAUUCAAGAGGCUACAUGAAGUAAAAAGGUAAACACUGGGGAUCAGAAAUACAUCUAGGACUCAAACUGCACCCAGUACACGACAAAGGGAACAAAACCAUCUUAUUGUUAAGAAUAUAUUUAUUGCAGACUUAUCAGAUAAAUAAUUUCCACAUUUUACAUGAUAGACAGCUUUUCAAAAAGAUUAACACUUACUGGAAUAAUGUCAUUUGUUCAUAAUUGUAUUAGUGUUUGGUUUACAUGGAAUCAGUAUGUGCAAACAGAGUGAAAUAAAUAUGAACAUAAAGCAGACAAACACUUGAAAUCAAAACGUACACAUACAGACAUGAAAAUUAGCUUAUCAUUUCAACAAAUUCAUAAAUGAAGAAACAGGGAAUGUGAGUUGUCAUUUUAACACAAAAAAAAGGUACAACGCACUGGUCUAGCUCCAAUUUCAGCUGCCCGUAACUCCAGCUUUACGUCAUAUUAAAGCUGCGAUCACCACUUUAUCCAACGAGUUAUAUUAAACUUUCUAACAGCUUUGAUAUAUCAGGGAUCACACUGUCUAAUACGAGAAUGCCUGACAAGAAAGUUGAUUGUAAGCGAACCUUAAUUUCACAUAUAUGCGGUUUUAGAGUCUUUACACAAGAAACUUUUGUCGUACAACCAUUUUGAUGACAUAAGAAUAUUUUCCCUAUGUGCUGUUAUCCCUGAAUCCUUAAACCCUGAAGUCACUUGCCACAGAUUAUCUACAUUAAAGUGUAUUGUCACCACGGCUAAUUUGAGGCUGAAUGAAGUCCAAAAAGUUUCGAGAGUUGGAAUAAAACUGCAAAAUUUCUGGUGCAGCUGCAUCCUGAUUGUUACAUAACUACUGAUAAUGAAAUCGAAACUGUUUUGGGAUAAAUUUUCAAUCAGCUGUGGAGAUGUUUCUGUGGUGCUUCUGUGUCUUCUGAUAGAAAUAAAAGAUUCCCUUGAAAAUAUGCCACCUUCCCUUUGUCAUAGUGUUGUAUUUCUGCUAUACUGUAGAGCAGUAGGUCUGUGACCUAUAAAACUGGCGAUAGAAGAAGUAAAAUAAAAAGUUUAGGGGUCUUUUUGCUUGAAGAUGUAGGUGGUGCUGUUUUGGAAAUUACCAUGAUUGUUUCCAUAAUGUUGUCUCAUGUUUAAAACAAACACUCUGACUUUGAGUUCCUUAUAUCAUGUUUCCAAAAGCAAAGCCAAAGCCUAAGUGCCUUUAACCUGCAUUCUUUAAACGACCAGCAGAGGGAGACUCAUGUUGCCAAGGAAUUUGAAUGCAAACCUACUUUUUGCUAUGUGAAUGAUACCACCUCUUUCUUGGGUUUUGAUUAUUUUUUUCAUUUUAUAUGGAGAGUUUUGGGCUCUUUAUUUGCUCUUUCUUGAUAAACCUACAUGUUGAUGCAGAUGUUUUAAUUUCUCUCAACCCAUUUGUCAAAUAUGGUCAGUACUGAUCCCUUAAAGGUGUAGAUGACCUUCGCCAAGACACCUAAUGGGAGAAUUUAAGACUGUUGUCAAAAAUCAAUGAAGCGACUUACACUAAAUAUCUUACAUAACAUACAUUAUGAUAUAACUACAUAAUGCUUGGAUCUUUCCCACAUGCUUUCAGUUUCAAAUCAAACGAGGAUGUUUCUAAACCUCCAGACUCAGUCCACACUGUUGUGGAUUGACCUUGAAAGAGCAGCUGUGCUCGGGUUCUGACCUACGGCAAGGCAGCCUCGUGGAAGCGGUUUUAAAUCUGGCAUCCAACCUUCAAAGCUGAUAACCAAUCUGAUCAUAGCUAGCCACAGAAGAAAAUAAGUCUGGUCUGGAUUAUUUAUUAAGUGCAAAACGUUCCCGAAAAUCUGUGUAUUUGCUUUGCUAGCCAAGACACAGCUAAUGGCGAAUUUAGCGACAAAUAUGGACUUUACUUAACUUCUUUACAAAAGGAGAGAUGAGAACUAAAGAAGUCCAGUAAGUCAUCCAAUAACACAGAACAAACAGACGAGAGGUUUAACAGAACCGACAUGUAGCAUGUGAUAUUUCUUGCUUUUUUUCUCACACUCAACAAAGCUGCACUUCAUCACAGAAAAUUGUGCGCACUGACUUAGUAGUGCUGACCAAGAAUACAUAACUGGAUGCCCUUUUGAAGCCUAUGGGAAAGAAAGUAUCAGCCUGUAGUGAAGCCCCCCUACCCCCCUGUUUGUCUUCCAACCCUGAGCAGUCAAAUUAGUGUUCCAAAACUCGAGGAUCAGAACAAGCUAAACACUUAUUACGGUCUAAGUUGCCUAAAUGUAACAAAAUAACAUAUUGAUGAGCAACAUUCACAUUUUGAAAAUUCAAGUCAGUUUCUGGGAUGCAAUACACAUCAGAUAAAUGUCAGUCAGCGAGGCUAACGAAGCUAGAAAUGGCAAACAUCAGCGUCUCUGAUCGUUUGAUUGGCUCACUCAGCAAAUCAUGCAACACUUGAAACUGAAUGGCUGGAUAAUAAAGGUGAAGAAAUUAAGACCUGUGCAGGACGUCCCUUUACACUUGAGGGUUUGGUUUAGUUCGGUCUGGUCAGACUGAAGGUGGAUUAGAAAGGUCGGUAGUUCCAGAAACUUGAGAAAACAGAUAUCUGCAAGGAUGAGAAAAGAAAGGAGUGAAGAAAUAUUAACAAGAAAAAAAUAGACACUAAUGCUGUACACAAAUCUAAUUAUUAAAUCAAAUUUAAUAAUUUAACAUUUAGGGAGAUCUGUUGUUGGAGAAACACUAACCUUGUCCUUGAGCUGCUGACAGAGCUGCAGGGAUAUGGUGAAGAACACCAGCGUAUCAUUAAGCCACGGCACCACACACUCCACCUUAUGAACAUGGCUCACCUCAAAGCGGUUGUUGUUAAGUUCACUGCGGAGAAAAAAUAUCCAGAAACAACCAGAAGAGUUUAGAGAGAAUCAGGGGACACACUGUAACUAGACUGGAUUUAAAAAUCCAUCUGAACAAAAAAAGACAGACAGAAAGGAGAAAAUUAGACAGAAAAACAGAAAGAAAGAAGGAGGGAAGCAAGGAAGGAAGGAAAAAAAGAAAGAAAGAAAGACAGACAGACAGAAAGAAGGAAGGAAGGAGAAAGAAAAAAGGGACAGAAAGAAAUGCAAAAAGAAAGAAAGAAAAAAGAAAGAAUAAAAGACAGAAAGAAAAAGAGAAAGAAUUACAGAAAGAAACAAAAAGAAACACAAAAUAAAAGGAUGAAAAAAGAAAGACAGAAAGAAAGAAAGAAAGAAAAAAGAAAGACGAGAAGAAAGUAAGAGAAAAAAGAAAGAAAUGCAAAAAGAAAGAAAGAAAAAAGGCAGAAAGAGAGAAAGAAAUACAGAAAGAAACAAACAAAACGAAACGCAAAAUAAAAGAAAGAAAAAAGACAGAAAGAAAGACAGGAGGAAAGAAAGAUAUAAAGAAAGAAAAAAGAAGGACAAGAAGAAAGUAAGCGUAAAAAGAAAGCAAGACAGAAAGUAAGACAGAAAAAAAGAUGAAAAGAAAAAAGAAAGACAAGAAAAAAGUAAGAGAAAAAAGAAAGAAAGAAAGACAGAAAGAAAGAAAGAAAGAAAGAAAGAAA
Molecule: messenger RNA, 7132 nt
Organism: Xyrichtys novacula (pearly razorfish)
Lineage: Eukaryota; Metazoa; Chordata; Actinopteri; Labriformes; Labridae
Source: the annotation of a GenBank genome assembly